Ctenocephalides felis (cat flea) is the source of this 945-nucleotide messenger RNA. RefSeq names its product deleted in autism protein 1-like. Bases 94 to 945 code for a protein of 283 amino acids. The record is from RefSeq and is a predicted model, not a curated record. The transcript has 5 exons. Lineage: Eukaryota; Metazoa; Arthropoda; Insecta; Siphonaptera; Pulicidae.
AUAGUUUUAAAAAAAUUAGGUUCUGAACAAGAUUUAUCACAACUUGAUUUAUUACCAAAUGAAAAUAUAAAAAGUUGUGAUAGACAAAGUAUAAUGACUAAAAUAUAUAAUUCUUUAAUGUUAAAAGUCAUUGAUGACGGCUUAGAAAAUAACUUCAGUUUGCAAAUGUGUCCUAGAGUAAAUAAAUUUGAAUAUGUAAUUGAACAGAUUGCAUCCCAAAGAAAUAUGUUCAAAAAUGAAGCCAAGUAUUGCAGUUUUUUAUAUAAUAUGUAUAUAACAUUAUACAUUAAUCCAGAGCCAAUCCUUUUGCAGAUGCUAAAUUAUGAAGAGUAUCCCAUAGCAAAACAUUUAGGGUUUUGCGGUCGGGUGUAUGCACAGUCCUAUAUGGGUGAAACAAUUAAUAAAUUCUACUCUUCAGAUUGGAAAAAAAGAGCUAAUAUUACAAUUCAAUUACUUAAUGCUGCUUUUGUAUUUACAUUCAAACACGAAAUGUUUAGGAUAUAUUUAACUGAUAUUUCAAUGGAUAAUAUAGCUGUAUCUAAGAGUGGAAAAGUAUCCUACAUUGAUCUCGAACAUAUUCUUUUAGUAGAUAAACAGUUUGAAAAUGUAUUUUCAGUGAGCUAUAGCAAAUGGUACAAUAACCACACAAGUGAGAUUAUAAAAUGUGAUAAUAAAGAUUGCUUUGCAUUUUCGCCUACAGAUAUAUGUUCACAUAAUUUAAGUGAUCAUAAUAUUUAUAUGACUUGUGAGAUGCUUUUAAAUGAAUCUCAUAACUAUCUUCAUGGAAUUCCAAAAGAAAUUAAUGAAAGAUUUCCAAAUCUAGUCGACCUAUUACAUGACUGUGUCAAUCCUUUUAGAGCCAAUGUUACAAAAUCGAGAUUUUCUGUAAGCUUAGAAAUAAAACAUAUGUUAGAAGAAAGUAUACAAAUAUUGUCAUCUACUUAG